CGAACCUCAAAAGGUGGGGCUAGCCACUUCAGUCUUUUUGCCGAAUAACUGCCGUCCCCCGGAUUCGAUUCGUCCAAAGCUCCAGUGGCACCCGGCUCGGAAAGGCUGACCUUCGGCCACUUGGAUUGGGUGCAGCAAAUUGGAAGAGCUCCUCCCAGCCCACAGUCGCAAACAUCACCGAUUCCCAUCGCACGACUGACUAUACAGUAGCUAUUGAGCACCACAAGGAGCUCGAUUCACAAUCCGAUACCCAACCCACAGUCUUCUCUGUUGUACAGAUUCUCUCCUCAAUAUGCCUCCCGUUCCUGCGCAACAUGGCGGUGCCAUGGGCCCUGGAAUCGCCGACAAGAUGAAGAUGGGUGCCCUCAUGGGCGGAACUGUUGGAUCCGUCAUGGGCUUCGUGUUCGGCUCCGUUAACAUCAUGCGCUACGGUGCCGGCCCCAACGGCAUCAUGAGAACCCUAGGACAAUACAUGCUUGGUUCAGGAGCAACUUUCGGCUUCUUCAUGUCCAUCGGCAGUGUCAUCCGUUCCGAUGCUUCUCCCAUUGCCGAGGAGGCUUUCCGAAGGGCCAACCGAAGACCCAUCAUCAUGUACGGCCCCGGCUCCGAUUACGCGAAGCGCCAGCAAUAAGCUGAAGGAGACACAAUUCGAAAUACCCUGUACAUCAUCAUGUAGGAGACUAGGAGGCUGUUGCAAAAGGACGGCACGAUGCCACAACACCGGCAUCAAAUGGAUAUCUGUAUAAUACUUAGGUGUUGGGCAUAUCACGACUGCAUGAUAAAAGUUAUUGCAUCUUACAGGCGAGUCUUUGCUUCGCCCAAGCCAAGUCUCGGUGCUGCUGCCGCUUCUCUUACCUAUUGACGACACUAGCCCGCAUCAAUCGGGUUCCUGAAAGGAGAGAACUUAAGCACAGCGGUGUUCAGAUGCCUGAAGUCAUUGACACAGGUCACAACGGUGUCUUGCCGUCAAGCGGGACCGGCCGGCGCCAGGAGGCCGAAUUGCGGUGGCCUGGCUUCGUUCAUACGGCCUGUACCUCUUUCGAUGCAGCUGGCCAAGCCGACUUAAUGUGGACUUAACAGUAUGCAGGCUUCCAACAUGUAUGCAUAUGUACACAACCGUCGCCUUACAGACGGACCGAUAUUCGAAAAUCGACCAGUGUCACUUUAUUUCGCCAUGCCUGC
Colletotrichum scovillei is the source of this 1182-nucleotide messenger RNA. RefSeq lists its product as uncharacterized. Gene Ontology annotation, cellular component: TIM23 mitochondrial import inner membrane translocase complex. The transcript has 5 exons. Gene Ontology annotation, biological process: protein import into mitochondrial matrix; protein insertion into mitochondrial inner membrane. The record is from RefSeq and is a predicted model, not a curated record. Lineage: Eukaryota; Fungi; Ascomycota; Sordariomycetes; Glomerellales; Glomerellaceae. The coding region runs from base 293 to 631 and encodes 112 amino acids.